CUUCAUACUACCGUGGGUUUUUUAAACCUUCCUAGUUUUGUUGAUGUUAUUCCGAGAAUUAGCAAACCGUAACGAAGAUGUUCUUGGCAACCAUCUUUUGAUGGGAGUCCGGCUGUUCGAAAGCCGGCCAAGGGUGAUGAACGAAAUGUGAACCCUUGUCUCGCCUAGGUUGGAUGGGCGUGCUUCGUUGGAAAGCAUGGAUCCGCCUAGGCUGUCCCGAAGGUAUCUCGCGCUUGUACGGCUUUGGCUCGGAUUCGUCCGUCUUCUUUCUUCUUAGCCGAGUACUUCGGUAGAUUAGUUGGAACGAUUGAUGAUUUUGAGUUAAUUGAACGUUCGGCGUAUGAGUGGUGAUCGAAUAGCUAGUGUUCGUAGGCUCCAUGCUCGCGCAUCGAACUACCUACCACCUAUCCUUCUCAGUUAAUUCACGGGCGAUGUUACGCUCGAUGAUGAGUUCCGGGGCCUGUGUUUCGUACCUAAUUUGAAGGAAUUGUUGAGUUUGGUUUACACUUUUGCCCGCGGCUUCUCCUUCGUGGGGAAGUCGUGGGCACAAACAUCGGCGCUUGUUCACCUCUCGUCAUCGCAUUUGUUGCCUUGCUCGCAUUGGUGCUUUAGGCGGAAAGUGCUUGGCUAAACAAAAAGAUGUUGGUCUUAUUUUGGUAGUUUUGUAGGAUGAUGACAUUAAGUGUGCUUGAGGUUAAUUAGCUGUGAGCACAUGAACGCCAUGUUACUCUUCACUUCAAUAUGCAUAUCGAUCCUACACUCUUUAGCUUUCUACAAAUGGCAUAUGCCUAAUUACUUGAUCAACCUUAUCUAUUGGUUGUGUAACUGUACGCCCAUGGUUUGUGACAUAUAUAGUUACGGUGCACGUUCAUGAUGUCACACUCUGUUCCUUCUGUUUCAUCUUUUGGACCAGAUAUUUCUUUAACCAUCCAUGUCUUCUGUUGCACUUAUUACUCAAUUAUAGCCCACUUAAAUAUACACAUAUCUAAUGUGAUUUAAACAUAAUUUUCUUUUAGAGAUAACUUGAAGAGUUAAAAAUAGAAGUUACUCGAAUCUGGGAUGUAUGGUCGCUAUUGAAAAGUUGAAGGAAUAACUCAAAUUAUUUACUACUUUGAUCAGUCAUUCCUGCAAAUAA
Arabidopsis thaliana (thale cress) is the source of this 1135-nucleotide messenger RNA. RefSeq lists its product as uncharacterized. The record is from RefSeq and is marked reviewed. The transcript has a single exon. Lineage: Eukaryota; Viridiplantae; Streptophyta; Magnoliopsida; Brassicales; Brassicaceae. The coding region runs from base 713 to 874 and encodes 53 amino acids.